Limulus polyphemus (Atlantic horseshoe crab) is the source of this 2667-nucleotide messenger RNA. RefSeq lists its product as uncharacterized. The coding region runs from base 157 to 777 and encodes 206 amino acids. Gene Ontology annotation, biological process: signal transduction. The record is from RefSeq and is a predicted model, not a curated record. The transcript has 4 exons. Lineage: Eukaryota; Metazoa; Arthropoda; Merostomata; Xiphosura; Limulidae.
UCAUACAUUUUUUUUCUUAAACGACAGCUACAAUUGAACUUUUCUGCAGAGCCUGAGUAUCCUGGACCCCCAGUAUUUAUUAGUUACCAGUGGGAAUCUCAAGAAACUGUACUUGAACUUCGAAGAAGGCUGGAACUUGCUGGGUAUCCUUGUUGGAUGGACGUUGGUCAGCUUGGAGGUGGAGACUCUCUUUACGGAAAGAUUUAUGAAGGCAUCAGUGGAGCAAAGGUGGUAAUCUGCUGUCUAACACCACGAUAUGCAGCCUCUCCCACGUGCUCUCGUGAAGCCAGCUUAGCUGAUGUUUUAAGAAAACCAGUUAUUCCAGUGAUGAUGGAGCCAACUCCGUGGCCACCCCCAGGACCACUGGCUAUAGUACUUAAUUCACUGGUGUAUGUUGACUUGUGUGGAAUCGGAGGACAUGGUGGUAGUGGCAGGCAGGCUGACUGGGAGCAGAGAUUUAAUGAUAUCACCGAAAGAAUUUUUUAUUAUGUUUCCUGUGAUGUUUCACAGAGGGCGCCACACACUCAAGUAAAGAUUUACUCACCACCUCGAGCCACAAUAGCCUCAGAAUACUGGACUGGAUCUAUUAAUACAGAAGGUGGACCAACUAGUUUAGAAGAGAGAUCCCAGAGAAGAUCAAGAGAAGAUAAUAGCUCAAUCUCAUCUCUCAAUCUCCAUGGUAACGAGACAUUGGAAGGGAAUGAGACCCCGAUGGCUUGGCGCCAUCCACGAGGACAAAACAGAGUCACACAGUGCUUGAUAUGCGUAGUACUUUAAGUUGAACUCGUUUAAAGUACAUACUUACCCAUCUUUAAACAGAUAAUAAUAAAUACUUUGGUCAUUUAACUUAACGCCACUUGCUGACGUUUCUAGUGAAAUCACUUUCUUUUGUCUUUAGCUUUUCAAGGAAUGUAACCUUACAAUGCUUUCUCGUUUUACAGUGGCGAUAUCUGAGAUCCAACUUUGAUUAUUAAUGUUACUAGAAUUUCCCUGACAAAGAUGGUAGGAGGUCUUCGCCAGUUAAACUGUUCUGGCGGCUAGUGUGUGAAAUAACACAACCAGCGAUGAAAACGUUAAUAAAUCUAUUUAUGUAGCUUACCGAAGGUUCACCUAUCAAGAAAAAAACAACUGUACCAUUGCCUUGAAAACGAAGCUAAAACACACAAUAUUAUUUUCGCUUAAAACAUUGGAUCCAAACUUUUUAGUGUGUGUGUAUAUAUAUAUAUAUAUAAAUACAAUUCUAAGUUGUAUGUUGCCAUCUUUCAAAGGGAAACUACAAACUAUUUUAAAGAAAUUAACUGCUCCUGUUUAAUUUUAGCAAGAAAUCAAAACCCUCGUAAUUACACUAUAUUUUGUAGAUCCAAUCUCCAUUAAUUAAUAUAUAAAAAUGAUGAGAAUGUAUAAUAGGUAUCUGAUAUAUUAUUUACACAUAAUUAGGAUUUUUUGUCCAUAGUUUUAUCGUCUGCCCUAAAUGUUUCAUAUUUGAGAUUUGAAGAACAGCUAAUCCUUUCGAUUAUACAUAAUAAACUAAAUGGAGCAAAUUUGUUUCCAUUAAAUGUAAACCCAAACUCAAGGAGAAACUAAUUUCCAGACAUAUUUCGCUCAUCAUCCGUAGCGCCAUCUGUAGAAGUUAUAUAUUAGAAUAAAAUAUUUCAGUCUAUUUUAAAUUUAUUUUUCUUUAUUUCUCAUAUGAAUAAUUUAUUUAAUAUUGCUAUAUGUAGUUAUUAUGAGUGUGCAUAUACGACAAAAACAAUAUACUGCCUAAUUUAAUCGCAGAAACACUAUUUCGAUUUUCACCCAAAGGUGUAAAAAUAAUUAUAUUCGUAGUUAUUAGUCAUUGUAUUGUUGCCGUUAUUCUUACAAAUAAUAUAUCAUUUAUGUAAAUCUAGUGACUUCCACCAAAGAUAUGAUUAUAAUUUCAAGCAAGACAAUUUAAAGUAGGCGAAAGAAGUAGAAGUUAUUUAGCAAACAGUUUAUAUUAAUGUGGUUAUCACGCUUGUGAAAACCUUGGCGGGAAACUAAAUGUGAAAAACUAUUUACAUUCUCACAUUUGUAUUUUUUUUUAUUUGAACUUAGGUAUUCAGGCCGCAUUUCUCAACCAAUGAAAGUCUUUUUUCUGUAAAUUACUAAUUACGAAAAUUUGUAGCAAUGAAAGUCUUUUUUGUUCUAAAUAUACCCGUCACUGUAAAUUACUAAUGACGAAAUUUUGUAGCAGUGAAAGUCUUUUUUCUUCUAAAUAUACCAGUCACUGUAAAUUACUAAUGAUGAAAAUUUGUAACAACGAAAGUCUUUUUUCUUCUAAAUAUACCAGUCACUGUAAAUUACUAAUGAUGAAAAUUUGUAACAAUGAAAGUCUUUUUUCUUCUAAAUAUACCAGUCACUGUAAAUUACUAAUGACGAAAAUUUGAAGCAAUGAAAGUUUUUGUUCUAAAUAUACUUGUCACUGUAAAUUACUAAUGACGAAAUUUUGUAGCAAUGAAAGUCUUUUUUCUUCUAAAUAUACCAGUCACUGUAAAUUACUAAUGACGAAAAUUUGAAGCAAUGAAAGUUUUUGUUCUAAAUAUACUCGUCACUUUAAAUUACUAAUGACGAAAAUUUGUUUAGAUGAAUCGUUAAUUAGAUAAGAUCAAAUGUCUUAAUUAUAUAGAAUUAUAUAGAAAUUUAAAA